Messenger RNA from Penicillium macrosclerotiorum, 3993 nucleotides. RefSeq lists its product as uncharacterized. NCBI's taxonomy places the organism in Eukaryota, Fungi, Ascomycota, Eurotiomycetes, Eurotiales, Aspergillaceae. Gene Ontology annotation, molecular function: structural constituent of nuclear pore. Bases 1 to 3993 code for a protein of 1330 amino acids. The record is from RefSeq and is a predicted model, not a curated record. Gene Ontology annotation, biological process: protein import into nucleus; nuclear pore organization. The transcript is spliced from 6 exons. Gene Ontology annotation, cellular component: nuclear pore transmembrane ring.
AUGCGAAGAGACUUCGCGACGCGGUAUGUCGAUGGGUGGACCGAGAUUCCCCCGACGCGCUUCCCGCGUCUCGGCAACCUUCACUUUCUGUUCCUGUUUUCUUCCCACCUCCUCGUCUUGGUCCAAAAGGCCCCAUUGACCAGCACGAAAUACACGGUCCUGAAGCUUGUUGAAGAUAUUGCGACCGCUAUUACAUCCUUUGUUUUUCAAAGGAUUCCUCUCGCCUCCGACGAAGCCUGGCGACCACAGCAUGCCAUGAACGGCACUCCCCGCCUUCCGUCUGCCUUUCCUCAGACGCCCCAGACGAUUCCAGGGAGAAGAAAGCUGUUUGAGACCCCUUCAAGGUCUUAUCCUCGCGAUGUGCCCGAUGUGCCUGAUGCGCGCGAUCGGAAAUCGCCUCCCAAGUCACCCGCCAAGGUAUCGAAACAAAAGCAAAAUACCAACACCCCGCUGGUCCCUGUCGACCUGGUCGAUGCGCCCUCGCAGAGACUGUACGUAGUGGCCUUCUAUCUCGCUCUGAACGCGUGGCGGGUAUAUGAAUCUUGGUUGGCAUCGGAUGAGUUGGACUCGACUUGGCUUUUCUUGAAGUGGGUGUCGGUGGAUGGCAUUUUUCUGUUCGGUCUCCAAGCUCUACGCAUACCAUGGCUGGAAUGGGCAUUUCCAACUACGCUGGCUCUGUUCUUGCUACACGUAGUGGGCAAUAUGUUUCUGAUGUUUCAGAUUCCGAUUCCACUGGGUGCAUGGCUUUCAGGAUUGGUCAAGGUAGCCUAUGACCGCGAAUUGUCUAUCUCCGAGCGCAAGGUCAAACCAGGGGACAUCAUUCAUAAUGCAUCGUUGAUUUUGGGGAAGCAAAUCGUGCACAUCCUGCCAGAAGGGUCUGCUGUCUUAAAUCCAGAACGUGUGCCGCUGUGUCUUGAUCCCCAGCAAAAUAUCAUCAACCUCCCAAUCCGGGUUAACCAGACCGACCCUAUCCUUAUCGAAAUCCUCCGUCUCGAUUUGAAUACCGGCGAAAACGAAACUCUAACCAUCCCGGCGAAGCAGUUGAAACAGCUCAAGCGACAGGCAGAGAAAAGACAUGCAUACCAGGAUCCAGUUCCACAUCGGGACAUCUUCUUCCCCGUGCGCAAGACUGGCAUCUAUCGUCUGCAACGAGUGGUUGAUGAAACUCAACUUGAUGUCCGAACACGCAUCUCUGACGCGCUGGUCGUCUCUUGCCCCAGAGCCCUAGUCAAGAAUUCCCACAUAAACAAAUGCAAGGGCGAGCUAUCAAAUUUGGUUCUCGAAGUUGAAGGGACUCCUCCUUUGAAAAUCAAGUACAGUCGACGGGUCAAUCAUCUCGACCGUGGAUUUUCGUUCCAGAACAUCCAACCUGAUAAUCUCCGAUCCCCAUUGUUAAACCAGAAAUCCGGCGGGGCACUGUUCAGUAUUAACCAGCCUGAUAUCUCAUGGGCCCAAGCCCAGAAGAUCGACGUUCCUUUGAAUGAAUCGUUGAAUGUCGGUGGAGAAUGGUUCUACGCCAUCGAAGAGGUCCAUGAUGCCUGCGGCAACGUGGCCAAUUAUUCUACUAUAUUUGAAGACGACGAGCGACCAUCUGCCAAGUCCUUGUCUCAGUGGCACCAGCUCACGAUUCAUGAGCGACCCCGCUUGGCUAUGUCGGGCUGUAACGACCAGCGUCCGCUGGAAGUUGCUCAAGGAGAUAGUGUUAAUUUUCCAAUCGAUUUCCAAACCGUGGGCAAUGGAUAUAGCAGUGAUGGUCCCUUCUCUGUCACCUACUCAUACAGCAGUGUCGAUAGCCCGCAGGAGAAGUCGGGUUCCGAAAUCAGCAAGACUCUGGUAUUGAAGACUCUAGACCAAAAGUCUCCAAUCAAAGAGCCUGGUUGGUACUCUCUGACGUCGGUGUCCAGCCAAUAUUGCGCAGGAGAAAUUUUGGAGCCUUCUUCUUGUUACUUGCACAACCCUCCCGAACCAGAAGUGUCUGUAAAGUCCGAAAAGGUCUUUGACCGGUGUGCCAAUAAUGCCGUUGGCCUACUGGUUGACCUAGAUUUCACGGGAUCACCACCCUUUCGUCUCCGAUAUAGCAUUGAAAGCCUCCAGGGAACGACGACCAAGGUUCAAACCGUCACGGGACUACGGACUCAACUGGAUUUCACUCCUAAAGAAGCCGGGUUCCACCGCCUUCAGCAAGAUGUCAAGCCCCCAGCUUCUGCACAGUUCGCUGGACCAAGGAAUGUGCGCAAAGCUUGCUUUGGCCAGAGCGUGUCUGUGGAUUUGUCUUUCUUGGGAGAAGCCCCAUGGACUUUGCAGUAUGAGCUUCUCCACAAUGGCAAGAGAACAAAGCAUACUCUUGAGUCAGAGAACGACUUGGCCACCAUUACUACUGAAAACUUGGUUAGUGGAGGCGAAUACACCCUCGCACUGACUAGCAUCAAGGACAAAUCGAAUUGCAAACGAUCUCUCAAAGACAGCAUCAAGAUUAACGCUCGCUCGAAGCCACCUCAUGCAACAUUUGGUCAAAUUGAUAAACAGAGGACUGUCUCAGCUUUACAAGGCUCUAAGAUUGAUAUCCCGCUAAGAUUGAGUGGCGAGAAACCAUGGCGAGUGAGAUAUAAGAAUGUUGACUCCAAUGAUCAUCCCGUGGAGAAAACAUUCUGGUCUGAGAACAGCAUUCUGACCGUCGAUCGUGAGGGCCUGUACGAACUGAUUGGUGUCGCCGAUGGCUCCUGUCCUGGGACAGUGGACCAGUCUGCCAAGGAAUUUGAAGUGUCAUGGAUCCCACAGCCUCAAGUCAUCGCUGUGGAUGGUUCUCCCGUUGGCCCUGCUGGUCAGUAUGCAAAGCCCGCCGUCUGCCAGGGCGAUGAUGAUCUUCUUGAGCUGCGCCUCUCAGGGACUCCUCCGUUCAAUGUUCAUUACCAACAACGACGCAAGUCAUCGGAACGCGGCUCCUCUUCUUUCGUUCAGGCACGCAUUGUGAAAUCUGCCUUGAACACAGCUUCGGUAGAGAUGGACACUUCUGAACCUGGUCUGUACACCUAUCAAUUCACAAAAGUGGGUGACAAUCUCUAUGACCAUGACCCAAAGAGCAAAGGGCUUGUUGUGAAGCAGCAAGUGAAUUCGCUGCCCUCUGCUCGGUUCGAUUCUCCUGGCCGCAUUUAUGGAUUCUGCAAAGAAGAUGUCAGUGGGGAGGAGACUAUUCCCAUCACACUAGAAGGCGUUCCUCCAUUCUCGCUGGAAAUUACCAUCAAACACCAUUCCAAUGCCAAGCCAGAAAUUGUCACUAUCCCCAAGAUCAACUCCAAUCGUCACAACUUGCCCAUUCCUCGCCGUCAUCUCGAUCUCGGCCAGCAUGUGGUAAGCAUUCACAAGGUUCGUGAUGCUCGUGGUUGCCAGAGGACAAGCGACUAUGACGUUUCCUCCGUCCGAGUUGCCGUUUCAGAUGUGCCCACCAUCAUUCCUCUCGAGUCCAAGGUCGAUUACUGUGUAGGUGAACGCCUAUCUUUCUCCCUCUCAGGACAUGCUCCGUUCGAUGUGUUUUACACCUUCAAUGGGGCACAGCGGAAGGCCACAUCGCAGAACACCAAUUUUCGUCGUAUUGCUGAGCGCCCUGGAGAGUUUACCAUCACCGCCGUCGGCGAUGGGGCCAGCGGCAAGUGCAAAGCGCACAAGGACAUCACCAAGGUUAUCCAUGAAAUGCCUAGUGUGCGGAUCAGUCAGGGCCAGGUGUCGGUAGUGGACAUCCACGAGGGUGGAGAGGCUGAGUUGAGCUUCGAGUUCUGGGGCACACCACCGUUUGAGUUCACCUACAUUCGAAGCUCCAAUGCUCGCAAAGGAAAGAAGUCUGAGAUUCUCGAUAUCAAGCAUGACAUUUCCUACGAGCACAAAAAGACUGUCAAGACCUCGGACGAAGGAACCUAUGAGGUCGUGGCGAUCAAGGACAAGUACUGUUCUUUCUCCUCUCAAGUGCCGGCGGGUAAGUCGGACCGGGGUUCUUCAUGA